AUGCAAGGACCGACGAACAAAGAACUCGUUGAACUGAACUGGGAUGAGUUACAUGAUAUCUCUACUGAAAGUUUGGUCGAGUUAACGCCUGGAAGUGAAAACAGUUUGAAAACGAAGAAAAUGCCUCCACAUACAGACAUAGACGCUGAGUUAGCUAUGAAGCAUGACUUUGUAGAACAAGAUGAUGAAAAACCGACGAAGGCUUCGCCUCGAGAGUACAAAUUGAUCUUACGAAACUGUAUUUAUCUCUUUUAUCUCCAUGUAGCUGGACUGUAUGGAAUAUACCUACUUCUUGUAGAAGCCAAGUGGAGCACUGUUUUGAUAACUAGCUUCUUCCACUUGAUCACUCUACUCGGAGUCACUGCAGGAGCACAUAGAUACUUCAGUCACAAGUCUUAUAAAGCUACAAUGCCUCUUCAAAUUAUUCUGAUGCUAUUCCAUAGCUUUGCAUACCAGAAAUCUUUAAUCGGUUGGGUCCGAAAUCACAGGCUCCACCACAAAUACAGUGACACUGAUGCCGAUCCCCACAACGCUAGCCGAGGAUUCUUCUACUCACAUAUCGGCUGGCUGAUGGUGGAGCCGCACCCAGAAGUCUUGAAGAAGAGGAAACUGUUAUAUAUGGACGAUUUGUACAAUAACCCUGUGGUGAUGUUUCAACAUAGGAACGCUUCCUGGCUUCUACACUUACUAGCCUUCAUCAUACCUACGGUUACGAGCUGGAUGUGGGGGGAAAGCUUGUGGAAUUCCUGGUUCAUCAAUACCUACCGUGUCAUGAUCACCAGUAACUUGUCGUUUGCCGGCAACAGCGUAAACCACUUGUGGGGUUGUAAGCCCUAUGAUAAAACGAUGACGGCUGCCCAGAACAUCUACUUCCUUUUCCUCACUUUGGGGGAAGGGUUUCACAAUUUCCAUCAUGUCUUCCCAUGGGAUUACAGAUCAGGAGAAAUCGGUGGCGAUAAAGUAAAUAUUAUUACCCAGUUUAUUGAUAUAUGUGGUAAAUUGGGCUUGGCUUAUGAUAUGAAAACAGCUUCAGAAGAUAUGGUGAAAUCGAGGAUGCUAAGAACUGGAGACGGCUCUGAUCUUUGGGGAUAUACAGACAAAGAGAAGAUUAAAAACAAUUAA
Messenger RNA from Arctia plantaginis, 1122 nucleotides. The record is from the annotation of a GenBank genome assembly. Lineage: Eukaryota; Metazoa; Arthropoda; Insecta; Lepidoptera; Erebidae.